Sabethes cyaneus is the source of this 1053-nucleotide messenger RNA. Its product is annotated as ell-associated factor Eaf. The record is from RefSeq and is a predicted model, not a curated record. The coding region runs from base 1 to 1053 and encodes 350 amino acids. Lineage: Eukaryota; Metazoa; Arthropoda; Insecta; Diptera; Culicidae. The transcript has 4 exons.
AUGCAUUUUUGGAUUGAUAAGCGCUCACAAGCUUGUGGUUUCGGAAGAGCGCGGGUGGCAGCUUCCCUUUCUGGUGGUGGCGGGUUAGGCUUUGGACAUCCCAGAAGAAUUCCCAGAAAAUCAAUGGUUACCCCAAUACAUCGGUUUCAAACGGUGGACUGUACAAGGCCACAUCCCUAUCGUCACCAACAACAGCAACAGCCGCAACAACAGCAGCAGCACCAAGCACAAUCGCAAACUAGUAAUAGUCAUCAUCAGCACUAUCAUCAUCACCAGCAACCGCAGCAGCAACAGAAUAGCAAUAAUCAAUCACACAUUCAACAUCACCAGGCACAGUUGCAUAGCAGUGGCCACUAUAAUCAGCAUAAUAGUUUAAUCCCAGCGUCGACGCUUCAAUCGCAACAGUCGGCUCAGAAUCAUCAUCUGCUGCAGCAGGCAUCACACCAUCAGCAACCGCAACAUGCAGCCAAUUAUCAUGUUCCGGUUGGAGUAAAUCAUAUUUACAGUAAUUCCUCCCCGCAAGCGAAUGCAAUCGAAAUCGAUCAUACUGCUGGGACGCUCGGAAUUGGGACGCUUAGCCAGCAGAUACCACACAUCGGACAGGAUGCUCAACUAUUGCCGGCACAUCUCAAAUGUGGCAUGUGGGCUUCACUUGCUUUGGCUACGGUGUUCGUAGCCGGAGCGAAGUUUUACUUCGACCAUCAAGGAACUGGUCUGGAAGUGCUCAUAUUCUGUGCGUUUUCUGCAACCUUUUUCCUAGCAGCAUGCACAGUGUCUCUCUGCCGACGUCCUAGGGACCUGCAGAUAUCUGCCAACAAUGUGAUAUCGGAGACCAUCUCCAACGGGGAGCAGAACUCCCUUCAGAACAAUCCGGACCUAGUGAAUAGCCAUCCUUCACCUCUGCUGAACGGCAGCGUUGGUGGAACAAAUCCGCAGAAUUCGCUGGCCCUGAUGGCACCUCCACCGCCAUAUCACAUUGCCAUUUUGCUGCCGGAAAGCACGAAGGAAACGGAUGAAUCGCCGCCACCGUCGUACGAUAAAAUAGUGAUAUAA